Messenger RNA from Fraxinus pennsylvanica, 981 nucleotides. The record is from the annotation of a GenBank genome assembly. NCBI's taxonomy places the organism in Eukaryota, Viridiplantae, Streptophyta, Magnoliopsida, Lamiales, Oleaceae.
AUGUUGACUGUUCAACAACUCCUGCCAACUGUUAAGGAUAUAAAUCAACUUCUUAAGGACAAAGAUUAUGUGGGAUACCAACAGGGUUCGUUUGUUUUUGAACUUCUAAAGGGAAUGGGUUUUGAUGAGUCUAGACUUAAACAAUACAAUUCUCCAGAGGAAUGUAAUGAACUUUUCUCGAACAGAAGUGGAAAUGGAGGCAUUUCUGCGGCUUUCGAUGGGAUCCCAUAUAUAAAGCUUUUCCUUGCAAAAUACUGCUCAAAAUACACCAUGCUUGACCCAACAUACAAGACUGGUGGCUUUGGCUUUGCUUUCCCAAUAGGGUCACCUCUAGUACCUGAUGUCUCAAGAGCAAUAUUACAUGUGACAGAGGGCGAAAAGAUGGCGGAAAUCGAAAGAAAAUGGUUUGGUGAAAAAACUAAAUGCCCAAAUUCUACCACAUCACUUUCAUCCAACAGCAUUGGACUUGAGAGCUUUUGGGGACUUUUUUUAAUAGCUGGAAUAGCUGCAGUUUCAGCUCUUAUAAUCUAUAUCAUUAUGUUUCUACGUGAACACUGGAAUGUUUUACGAUGUUCUGAUUCCAAUUCCUCAAUACGGAGCAAACUUCUAGAGUUAUUUCGACAUUUUGAUAAUAAAGAUCUCAGUUCUCAUACUUUCAGAAACACUGGACUGAGAGAAAGAAACAUCGGGUAUGGUGACUGCAUGGAGAGAAAAGAGAAAGUCUCAUCCCACGGUAAUUGCUCACAAACUCCACAAAAAUUUUCAUUGAAUACUUCUCCGCAUACCAAUCCACCAAGUCCAACUUUCUCAAAUGGCACAGAGCAAUAUUUAGAUUCUCCACGAGAUCAAAUGAAUACAACAGAGAAUGUGAUGAUAAAUUCUCAAUCGGAAGCAGCUCAUGUGAUUAAUCCAGAAAUUGAGCUUGUGAGUCCGAAUCAAGAUUUGCAAAUGGCAGCAAGAUCCACAAAUGAAAUUCAUUGA